AUGGAGCUGUCGUCGGUUCGCUGGGUGUCCGAUCUGGUGAGUACCCACAGCUCCUGGAGGACUAGUUUGGACAAAUUCUUUGUCGGAAGAGGAGGAUUUCACCGUACAGUUGCUUUGUCUCCGGCGAACUCUGUAGAUGAUGGACAUUUCUCCGGAGGUGGAUGAUCCGAGCUACAGCUACAUUAACCAAAGAGAGAUGAGCUCCCUCGAGGAGUUGACCCCACAGCAUAUAGCGGCUGCCCUGGGGGACGACUUCCAAAGCACCUUCUCUUCCGGGAGCCACACGUCCUAUCCCACCUUCACAUCCUACGGCAGCGCCGAGGGCAAGACCUUCAGCUGCUCCUCCGUCGAGACCAGCGGCGCUGACCAGACUUCGACGGCGGUGCCGGACGUUUCCUCGCCGAGAAUCCUCACCUUCAGCAGCCGGCCGCUGGUUGGGGGCUUUGCGGUGUCGCCGCCGCCGCCGCCGCCGUUGAGGCCAAAGGAAGAGGCGGGCUUCUCCAUAACUCGUGGCUCGAAGAGGAAUUACGAGACAAUGUUAGCCCAGGGGACGAAGAAGGUCAACGGGGGGGCGAGGCCGCCCUCCCAAGCUCAGGAUCAUAUUAUUGCCGAGAGGAAGCGGAGGGAGAAGCUUAGUCAAAAGUUCAUCGCCCUGUCGGCGAUCGUCCCCGGACUGAAGAAGGUAUUCUUCUCUCCCAUCAAGCUAUUCGUCUUGCUUCUUUCUUCGCUGGCGGUCGGAAUGUGAAAUCUGCCCAAUCGUUGACUUGACCUUCCAAAACACGUCUCGAUCACAAAUAAAUUGAUAAUUUAAUUGCGAUUUCUUAUUGGAGCUUGCUUCAGCAACACCUCGAAGAAAGAUAUGGAGAAAAUCCGUUGAAUAAUGUAGAGACACAGAUCUGGUUUUCACAGUGCGUAUCUCAGAUGACCAAUGAAUUGGAGAAUGAAUUAGAAAAAUUACAGUGUGUCUUCUUCGUCGUUCUACUCAUGAAUCAGAGCCAGAACCAGUCCGUAGUUCUUGCUCUUGACCUUGUUCUCCCCCACUCCGACAGAUGGAUAAGGCCUCGGUCCUCGGUGACGCGAUCAAGUACGUCAAACAGCUUCAGGAGAGGGUGGUAGCCCUCGAAGAUCAGUCAACCAGGAGGACCGUCGAGUCGGCGGUCCUGGUGAGGAGAUCUCAGCUUUCGUUGGAUGACGGCAUCUCCUCCUCCGACGAGAACUUCGACGGUCCUACCGCCGGCACACCGCUGCCGGAAAUCGAGGCGAAGCUCUGCGAGAAGAGCGUGCUGGUUAGGGUACACUGCGAGAAGCGCAAGGGCGUGCUGUCGAGGCUGCUGGACGAGAUAGAGAAACUCCAUCUCACUGUCGUCAACACCAGUUCUGUGCCCUUCGCCAACUCUGCACUCGAUAUUACAGUGACGGCGCAGGUAAAUCCAUUCCACCAUUUAAUCACCCAUAAACAGUCGUCAUCUACAGCUUUUAUGGAAAUUUGACCGAAAUCAUGGGUUGGGUCUCUCAGGUUGAGGACGGGUUCUCCAUUACAGUGAAAGACCUCGUGAAGCAUCUCAACUUAGCUUGCCGCCAGUUCAUAUGA
This is a messenger RNA of Spirodela intermedia, 1591 nucleotides long. Lineage: Eukaryota; Viridiplantae; Streptophyta; Magnoliopsida; Alismatales; Araceae. The record is from the annotation of a GenBank genome assembly.